Molecule: messenger RNA, 768 nt
Organism: Haemonchus placei
Lineage: Eukaryota; Metazoa; Nematoda; Chromadorea; Rhabditida; Trichostrongylidae
Source: the annotation of a GenBank genome assembly
AUGAAGUUACUCAUCUUGGCCAUAUUGGUGGUUUCGGUGCUGGAAUGUGCAAGCAAAGAAACGAAGGAUAAGAAAAAGGCAAAGGACACCAAAACGAAGUUACCGAAGAUAAAAGAGAAAAAGAUGUUCAAUUUCGUUGGAAAGGAUCACUGGUCACUACCAGCUCUUGCUCAUUGCUUCAAAGAACCAAAAUUACCAAAUGAUUACUUCUGCUACAAAUACUACCGUAAUUACGAGGUAGUUUAUAUCGAUCCAGUGGCUACGAUACCAAUCAUUCUUGUAUAUCGAAAUUUCAUACCGCAGAAAUUCCUUGACGACUUUUUACGUGAUGUCAAAAAGAAGCAGAAAAGCAAUCAACAGAAAGGUAUUGACGAUAUGGGAUUCAUGAGAAGUUAUCUGAAUACAUUCAAAAAACGAGUAGCCAAUUCUACAACCAUUUCGCAUACUGAAAUGAGCGGUGUUGCCAGAGUGUUCCGCCGUGCCCAGUCACUCAUUCCAAUGCUCAACUUCAGCAUCAGUUCACCAUGGGAAGUAAGAGCACGACGACCCCAGAUAAACAGUAAUGCUUUCAGGCAAGUGGCUCUGUUCAUGCAGAAUGCCCAGUUGAAAAAGGAAGAAAAUAUGUUUGCUUACGAUAUUGAAAAGCUUAUCGCCCCCAAUAUGAAAGCCUACGGGAUCUCUCCAUUCUAUGACGUUUACGCCAUUCGACAACUGAUUGCAGAAGAAUACGCAAGAAUGAAUGCAGAAAUGCCGAGAAAGAAAGGCUAA